AUGUUUCAGCGGGAGUUCGCUGCAAAGUUGGAUCCAUCGGUGAAAUCUGCAGCUUUGAGAAAACAUGUCAAAUGCAAAGCCCAACUUCGUUAUGACGACCAGAACUUCUACGUCUUAUCCACAAAUGGAAACAAGUAUGUUCUGAAAGUGAUGAACUUGGAAGACAGCAAAAACUCCAGUCUCAUUGAGGUCCAGACCUACGCCAUGUCCUUCCUGCACCAGCACCACAUUCCAGCCCAAACAGCCACAGCCACAGUCUCUGGGAAACUCAUGAGUCUGGAGGAAUUGGAUUGUGGCUUUGGUCCGCAGAGGUACCUUGUGCGACUAUUGAGUUAUUUACCUGGAAAAACCAUAUCCAAAGUCCCGCACACACCACAGAUUUUAUUUGACGUUGGUAAGAUGGCAGCUAAAAUGGACAAAGUUCUGCAAAAGAUGGAGCAUCCGAAUAUCGCUGUGUUGGAGAGAGAUGGAUUCAUUUGGAGUUUGUCCAAUUUUCUGGUUGUGGAAAAAUACAUGCAUGUGUUAAAUGGAGAACCUGCCCUUAAAGAGGCGGUGAAGUCCGUUAUUGAACUUUACAAGACUACAGUUGUGCCCAAAUACCCACAUUUUCGUUCAUGUGUAAAUCAUGGAGACUUCAAUGACCUCAAUGUGCUUGCCCAAGUAGAUGAUGAUGGCUGCGGUAGGAUUUGUGGCAUCCUGGACUUUGGAGACAUGAACAGUGGUUUUUACGUACAUGAGCUGGCGAUCGCUAUAAUGUACAUGAUGAUAGAACAUCCCAACCCCAUAGAAGUGGGACGGUGGGUGCUGGCGGGAUGGGAGACUGAAAUCCCCCUCAUCGCAGCAGAGAGGGAGUGUCUGUACGUGCUGGUCCUGUGCCGCUUCUGCCAGUCCAUGGUCUUUGCCCGUCACUCUGUCCUCCUGCACCCAGAGAACGAGGAGUAUCUGAUGGUGACGUCCAGGAAAGGAGUCCACAUUCUCCAGGACAUCUGCAAACUGGGCAAGCAGCAUGUGGAGGGGGUCUGGUUCCGAAGUGCUGUGCUUCCAAAUUAG
Molecule: messenger RNA, 1050 nt
Organism: Knipowitschia caucasica
Lineage: Eukaryota; Metazoa; Chordata; Actinopteri; Gobiiformes; Gobiidae
Source: the annotation of a GenBank genome assembly